UGAGGAGGGCGAGUGACCCCGGGGUGAGUACCGCCGUGACUUCCAUAGUGCAGCACCAAAAAUUUAAGCGUAUGUUAAUGUUUGGUUUGAGAUCCCUAUCCGACUUUUGUAACCCCACAUCAAAAACGUACAAAGAAAACGCAUUUGACGCAUUAGACAGAGGUGCCGUGGAGUCUAUAAAGAACGCAGUAAUUAAUUACAAGGACGAUGAUGACAUUCUUUUUUGCUCAAGUAGAAUACUUUUUGCGAUGUCAGAUUAUUGUUGCUUAGAGAAAGACACAGAUGCAUUACAAAAGUUAAUUACAGAUGGUGGUGUAAACGCUGUAGUAGAAAUUAUAAAAACCGUUCCCUCAGAUCAGGAUACAUUAAAAAAUUGUAUGCUGUUUAUUCAGAAUAUGAAUGAUUCAAAUGUUCAAAUAGAGGGAGGAGAUCUCGGUGUUGCUUUACUAAAUGUGUUUACGUCAAAUUCAUAUAAUGUCAAAUUGGGUAAUGUAAUUGUGUCAGCAUUGUCUGUUGCUGCUAAGUCUGAUUCUGGUUCAAAGAUCUUAAAUGCAGAGGGAGCACAUCAUAAAUUAAUAGACCACUGCCUAUCAUUGCAGGUGGUAAAUGAUGAUACGGCUGAAAUUGUUGAGGGUGUAUUUGACGCUAUUAAAAAUUUGUCCUCAAACGGUUAUGUGGUUCCGACAAUAAUUGAAAAAUCGGUUGUCAUUUUGGACAAAUUUAAAUCGUACCCAAGAAUUGUUUCCAAAGGAAGUGAUGCUAUGAAAUGUGCUGUUGGUCCAGAACAACUAACUGAAUGUUUGAACAUUUUAAAAACAUCAGAGCAGGGAUCAAAGGAGCAGGACGCAGCACUAGAGUUACUUAGUUCUCUUUCGUAUAUUUCUUCCAUAACAGAUAAGGUAGUAGAAUCUGGAGGAAUCCCAGUCCUUGUAGAAUUAAUCAAUAGUGGAUUACAACAGUAUGAAAGUAAUCCUGAGAAAAUAUCCAGACUAGUAGCUGGGGCAUCUAGAAUGUUGGGAAGAAUUUCAAAUAAUCCUCCUCAUGCUGUCAUAGUUUAUGAAUAUGGAGGCAUUGCAACGCUUUGUACUGCUUUAUCCUACUUUCCCAAUGAUGCCGAUUGUGCAAGUGCUGUGUGUAAUGCGCUAAUUCCCUUCGUGUCUCGAUCUAACUAUGUGAAUGAAAUAAAUAGUUACUCAUUGUUUGCGUCGUUAUUCCCAAUAUUGUACGCAUCUUUGGACUCCAUUGAGCUAGCCAAAGCGAGUAUGUCCUGCAUAGCCUCUGCUUCGAUGAUUAACGAGUUUCACGAACAAAUGGUAAACAAUCAAGCAAUAGAAAUUUUAUCCACCUGUAUUCAGUACCAUGUGAAUGAAACGAAAUACCUCUUAAAUUGUUUUACGGCAUACUUCAGAUUAUCAGACUAUAUAACGACAGUGGAACCUAUUAAUCAGUACGGAGGGGUAACAGGAAUUGCGAAUGCGUUGUCAGCUGUGAGUAAUGACAGUACCAUAGCAGAAAUUGGUCUAAAAUUGAUAAACAAGAUGUUGACCGCUUCAGACGCCUUGAACUAUUUGAGCAAUCAGCAGGUAGUCGAUUCGGUAUUGACUGUUAUGCUGGAAAAUGAAACGAAAGAAGUGAUCAUACAAGAAGGAACGAAAAUUAUGGAGAAGUUAGCCACUGAAAGUGACUGUCAAAGGCACAUAUCUAAUUUGGAGUCGAUUAUAAAUUUGGCUCAGUCAAAUCCGGAAGCUGCGUACAAAACGUUAGCUGCAAUUUCUGGACUGUCUCGAAUCCAAUCUUUAAAAAGUAUACUAGAGUCGAAAGGUGCUGACAGUUCGAUAUAUAACGGCAUGAAGGUAUGGAUUGAAUCCCCUCGUUUUAAUGAACAACCCAAGUUAAUCAAAGCAGCUUUGAAAACGAUCAAGAUAUUGAAACUGAAUGCAGCAGGUACAAUUCACGAGGUAAUAACAUCCAUAGUUGAUGUGAUGUGUAUUUCUCAAGUGAAGAGACUUGCGGAAAUUGAAGAACCAGACGACAACAUUCUCAUUACGGCCGCGGAGUGUAUAAACUAUUUAACCGAAAUUAACAAAAUAAAUAAUAAAGAAAUUGUAGAAUCCAGUUUAGAUAGCAUAUUUAAGUUGAUGAAGAAGUAUUCAGAUUCUCGCAUGACUCAGACAAAUCUACUUGCAGCAAUAAAUAACAUACUCCUGAGUAGCAAUAUGAUUGGCGUGGAUGUGUUGGUUAACAAGGGUUACGUGAAGCAGAUUGUUAAUUAUAUUCAUAAGGUGCCCAUGUAUGUGGAUGUGCAGAUAAUUGGAUUUAGCGUGUUGGGAAAUAUUAUAAAAAUUAGCCCAGAAUCGAUCGACUGUAUAAAGAAGGCCAAUACGUUGAUUCCACUUCAGAACUCUCUGCGGACACAUGCGAAGAAUGCUAAGCUGAAGGCGAUAUGUGCCCCUCUGUUGGCAAUGCUAAUGCCGUUAGACUCGCUAACGAAGGAAAUUGAGGAUCAUAUAAAACUGUGCAAUGAAGCUAUGAGUGAAAAGGACCUCAUCAAAUUGCAUGAGUAUUUGAUUUCUCUCAACGAGUUGUUACUAACCGCAGAGGCGAGUAAGAUAUCUUCUCGUUGUAACGUGGGGGAGAACCUUCAGAAUAUGGUUCAGUGGUUGAAGGACAAUCCGACUAUUUACAAAUCUACAGUAAAUAAGGACUAUAGCAUUUUAGGACGCAGUUUGUAUGACGCAACGAUAUCAGAAAUUGCACAUGCUUGCACAAAUAUAUCUCAGACAAGAAUUGGAUUAGUGCAUCUGACGAAAAGCGAUAUGACUUCCGCACUUAUAGAAGCAUACAACCUUUUAACAUUACCAGGAAAUGAGUACACGGAAGAGGCUGUUUCGAAUAUACUGGAGUCGCUAAGUGUGCUCCUAAAGCAUGACAUUACCAAUGCAGAUAUAGCAUUUAACAAAGGCUUGGUUAAGAAAUUGUGUGCUGGCAUUAACCACUUUUCCGAAUCGGACACUGUUAUUAAGAGCACUUUGGGAUGUUUAGCUUGCAUGUGCACGAGUGAAAAGCGCGUCAACCACUUAAUUACACACCCGGAAUAUGAUAAGCUCAUAGCGUUGAUUGUAGACCUGAUAGGUAACUCGGAGAAGUAUAAGAGUUCGAGGGGAAAUGCUAUAAAGGCUUUGUACGAGCUUUUAAAAACGGAGGAUGAACAGAUAAUAACAAAUAUAGCUAGCAAGACUCCAAUUGUGGACAAUCUGUUUAAGAUUAUGGGAGAGUAUCAAGCAGAUUUGCCUAUCGUUCAGGACAGUGCGAAAUGUUUGGCAAUUAUAGCAGACCAUAUAAAUAUUGAUGAGAAGAUGAAGAUAGACAAAUAUUCAGCUAUUAAAAUAUUGCUAGAAACUUUGGGCAAAAAUAAGAAUGACGAAAUGACAGCCCAGGAUAUACUCACCGUGUUGAUCAAGCUGUGCAAUAGUAAUGAUAAGAUGAAGCUGAGGGAAUUAGGUGCGGUGGAUGUCAUUUCGGACGUUACGAUGAUACACAGUGAGAAUGAGGAGAUUUCCAGACUGGGUGGAGUUUUAUUUUCCUACAUGGGAGCCGAUGAACAGGUAAAGAAAUUGAUGAAAUUGAUAUUGAAUGUUAAAUCUAGUGAAAGCGAUGCGGUGCAGAAGAUAGAUAACCUGUGUAGUCAGUUGGAGAUGUUUUUGAGGGCCCCUCUGGAGAACCCCCUGGACGCGUUGGAGUAUACGGAGGCUACACUGCAGCAGUUGAAUGGAUAUUUGACUUCUCAAUUGGAUAAUGCAUCUCUGCAAGCGAAUAUCGCAUUGGUGACAAAAAGGUUAGUAGAUCGUGUGAAGUAUGAUCAUGAGGAUCAGCUGGGAGCUUGGGCGGUUGCUUCUUCAGGUGUGUUAAAUCAGUACACGGACAUGAUUGCGAACAAGAUUGGAUUAGCCAACAGUAAAUUUGUAUCCCCUGUGUAUAGUGUCCUAGCAGGAUGUGUAUUAAAUCCUUACACGAAGCAGCUGGUGUUGGAUAAGUUGGCCCCGAUACUGGACAACACGUACGAAAUUUUGGAGGAGUACAAAAACAAGCCAUAUGCAGUGCAAGGCAUAUAUGAACUGCUCGAACAGGUGGCAAAGGAUGAAGAGGGUGCAAAGUUGUUGUACAUGAAAUGGAAUGGUCCCAUGGGGAACAUAGUAGAUCAAACGCUUGCCAUCAUGAAUUUAAACAGAGCAAACGAUUGUGUAUUCGUGCCUGGUAUUAAAUUAUUGGGUGCCCUUGCACAAACGUCUAACAGUUCUGGGUAUGUAAAUAACAUGGACAAUGCACACAUCAUAGAGUCCUGCGGGAUGUUGCUAAAUUUGGGUUCUAGUAAAGACAGGACAGUGGAAUUUAUCAAUUUUGUAGACACUAUGGUUGUGUCGAGCCUUUUAGACGAAAAUGUAGCCUCUGAAACGUUGAAAAAAAUUAGUUCUUUAUUAUCUGAGGAAAAUUUAUCCAAUUAUACAGAGCAAGGUCGUGUAGAAAUUAUCAAGGCGUAUGCAAAUGUGUUGAAGAACGCUGCAUCUACAGGGUUAUUUACGCACAUUCGUCAGACAGAUAAGACGCAGGCCUUGGACAAUUUAGCUAGGCUGAUGGAAUAUGAGCCAUGUGAAGAAGUGAAUGUAGCAAUUUUGGAAGCACUGAGUGAGAUAGCUACAUGUGACUCGUCCACCUCGCUGAAGAUAGUGACCUCCGCUUUACCAGCCAUUGUCCAGAGCAACCAUGAAGAUUUAAUAAAUGAUAACGCGACGGCAGAAAGUUUUCUUCGUACUUUGGAAAAAUUGGUAGAAAGGGAAGGGAUAGGGCGACAGAUCGCCAACAAUGAUGAAAUGUACAAAAUGUUGGAUGAGUUGGAGGUUAGCUUAGAGGGGAAGAAGGAGGAAUUAGGAGAAGAAUACGUGAAUGGCGUAAAAAUGAGAAUCUCUAGUGUGCGUAAUGCUAUAAAUGACGAUAUGCCAAAGCAGAAGACAUGUAAAGAUGUAUACGACAUGUUGACAGAGUACAAGUUGAAAUCGAUGGAGAUCAACGUUCUGCUUGACGCGUCGUUGGAAGAAGAUAUGAGUUAUGUACUAGAGAGAUUGAAGGUGUACAAUAAGGAUAACCUUUUGCCCACGACCGAAGCUGGAACGGACAAUUCGUACGGCUACAUGGCAAUAGAAAUAUUCUGUGAGAAUACGGAUAAUGUGAAAGAGCUAGUGAAGAAAGGAUUUCAUACAAGUGCUUUUCAUUCGUUGAUCAAACAACCAAAUGAAAAUGUGAAGCAUUAUUCGUGCCGUGCUUUAUGUGCCCUUACGAAGAACCCAAUAGGGUUGGAGCAUGUAAUUAAGGAGAUAAAGGAUUAUCCAAAUUUGAUUAGUAAAUCGGUUGGAGAUUUGUGUAUGGAGAAAACACUUGACAAGGAUGAUAAGGAAGAUUUCCUGAUCAAUCGUGUUUUGUUAAUAGAUAGAACAGCACACAGCAGAAAUGUGUAUGAUCGAACAAAUGCGGUUAACCAUUUGGUAGAAAUAUGGAAUCAGUAUGAUCAUGGAGAUUAUUCCGUUUCCGUGCUUCGUCAUGUAUUCAGAGCUAUGAGGAAAAUUGUGUCCGAUGCGCAUGUGGAAAUGUUACUCAAGGCAGAUGUGUUAAUGCGGCUGACUGGAAUUAUUAACAAUGUCGAAACGGAUAAGAUAAUAUACCCAGAUGUUCUUUUCCUGAUAGGAAGUUUAUCUGUGGUGAAGGAGAUAAAAACGCAGAUUGGAGAAAACAAGGGGAUAGAUGCAUGUGUCAAUUUGUUGUUGAGAUCGAUUGGUGUGGAGAAUAUGGAGCCGACCAUUACCAACUGCUGUUUGGCCUUAGCCAACAUGUGUAUAGACCACAAGGUGAAUUCGAAUAUUUUCUGUGCAUUGAAAGGUCCCGAUCUGAAUGUAAGAAUAUUGAAAGAUUAUCGUUCUAAUUUUGACGUAACGAAUGGUGCUUCCGUUCUGUUGUGUAAUAUUUUGUUUAGAAACGAAGAUAUGAAGAGGACUUAUGGAACGAAUGGGGCUCCAGCUGAAUUAGUUCAAUGUUUAAGAAGCUAUGAUGGUAGUGACAACAAGAAUGCAGUGAGGUGUAUCGAGAGUUUGUUCAAAGCCAUUUCGAACUUAUCCUUAUAUACGGCAAAUGUGAGAUAUUUCCUAGACGCACAGAUAGAAAUUUCAUACGAGUCUUGGUUGAACAAGCUCAAUGAAUCUUUCCCAGAUGCAGAGUUGGAAACGGGUUUGCGUACCUUAUCGAAUUUGGUUAUGGAAAAUGAAGAAAGGAACAUGAAGAAUUUUGGCAUAACAUUAAUUCCCGUGUUAAAUGUUCUUAGACAGAAUAGAGAAAAUACCAAGGUGGUAUUUUUUUUGCUGGACAUUUUGUGCUCUCUUUGCAGACACAACGAUAAUGCAAAAAUGUUUUCGGAGAAUGGGGGUAUAGAAACGACCAUAAAUGUGAUUCAGUUAUACGAUUAUGAUAUAAGUUUGCUGACCUUGGCUAUUCAUUUGUUGAGCAAUCAAUGCAAAAUUGAAUCUAGCUUGCCUCUGUUGGUGAAGUCUGAUACGUUUGGUAUUUUAAUUAGUUGCAUUGAAGCCGAGACCGAAGAAUUUGAAAUUACUGAAUUGGUGGUAUCUUCUCUGCGCUGCAUCAGGCGUUUAAUCCAGUCGGAAGAGUUGGCCUAUGAAUUUUGCAACUGUGGUGGUGUGCCUUCUAUUGCGAAUUUGAUAUGCAACUCUGUGAAGAAGUCCAUCGUUAUGUUGGAGGCGUUGCGUGUGUUGCUUUGCAUUUUUUACUACACGCAAAAUGUGGAGGGUGUUACGAAUGAAUACACAGAGGAGGAGGAAGAAUUGUAUAAUGCAAAGUUGGGUGGCUGGUACAACAUUAGUAUGGAUAAGGAAAUGGUCGAUACGAUUAUCCAAUCUGUGUUGACUUGUGCAAAUGAUAACCACCAUCAGAAGCAGCUCAGAUUGCAGAAGGUGUCGUUAGGACUGUUGGCUUACUUUGCAUACCAUAGGUUGGGAAUCAUAUCUAUGACUGCAUCUGGAUUUGAUAGUUUGACGCGAGAAAAUUUAAAUAACUUUGGUGGGGACGGUGUAAUAAUGCAGCUGUUAUCCAUAUGUAUUGAUAAUAUUGCCAUGUAUUCAGCUGAGGUGUACGACAUGACUGUGUCUAGGGAUAUUAUAAAAGGGUUCAAAUCUUCCGUCUCGAAAAUGAGUAACAAGAAGGAGGAUAAGCAUAUCGUGCAGAAAGUGGAGCUCACUGUGGAAGCAAUGAAUUCUGCUGAGGAUCCUCUGGAUGCAUUUAAGGACACUCUCUUAACAUUUGAUUUCAGCUUAUCCGAGUUUGACAAGGAUCCAUAUGUGAAUGGGGUGCAUGACUUGUCUGCAAACAUAAAGGACGCCUUACGCAAGGGAGGAAUGAGCAAAAUAUAUCACAACAGCGAUAAGAGGAAGCCAUUUAAGUGGAAGGCGAGUCAAGACCUGGCUACGUUAGAAUGGACCGUUGGGGAUGACACGGAGCAUAUAUUUAAAAUUUCUGUGGUGCGUAUUAAGAACAUAUCUAAGGGUUUAACGCACCCGUUGCUAAAGGCGAGUAACAAGAGGGAGCCCAGGAAGGUCAAUGCGAAGGUAACGUUGUGUAUCUACGGGCCGCCCACGGAGGACUUCCCCGAAGGGCUAGAGUUGCCCAUUAAGACCAAGACGCAGAAGGAGCGUGACGCUUUCGUGGACUUGCUGGUGCUGUGGCGUGACGCAGCCAGCUACAAUUAUUAG
Plasmodium fragile is the source of this 7805-nucleotide messenger RNA. RefSeq lists its product as uncharacterized. Gene Ontology annotation, molecular function: protein binding. The annotation marks the transcript as partial. The transcript has a single exon. The record is from RefSeq and is a predicted model, not a curated record. Lineage: Eukaryota; Apicomplexa; Aconoidasida; Haemosporida; Plasmodiidae.